AUGGUUGGAAUAGAGUUCAUUGACUACUUGUCGAAGCUACGUGUGAACGAUUUCCUCGGAGUAGAGGAUUUCGCGGAUAAGAUGAGCUUCAUGUACUCGGUUUUGAUUCUGUUGCUGAGUACUACAGUCAUCGCGGUUAAGCAAUACUUGCUCGCCAGCAUUGCUUGCUAUAUACCCACAGUGCCGUCUGGGAAGGACUUUGAUAAGUUUUUGCAAAAUUUUUGUUGGGUUCAUGGAACAAUUCCCCUUUUGGAAGGAGAACACAUCCCUCAAAAUUACUCGGAAUGGCAUGAGGCUGACCAAAAUUUGAGGAUUAACUACUAUCAGUGGGUACCUUUCAUGCUUGGUCUGCAGUGCAUCCUUUUCUACAUCCCACGCGUCGUCUGGCAGAUCAUCUGUUACAACCGCACGGGAACUGACCUAGAACACCUCGUCACCGUUGCAAACAACGCGAGUAAUACGAUUGAGAAUGACCGCAAAGGACUCGUUAAACAUGUCGCUGCAACAAUGGAGGAGAUGCUCUUCCAACACCGUGACUAUCGCCACGGAAAAGUGGCUGAUGCCCGCCGAAAGGCUUUCAAGCUGUGUGGAAUGUUUGUUGCUAGCAAGCGUCUUGGAACGUGGCUCAUCUUCACCUAUCUUUUUAUCAAAUGCAUCUACUUAGCAAACGCAAUCGGCCAGUUGUACCUAAUGCAAACCUUCCUUGGUUUCAAUAAGUCGAUGGGUAACUUCGGCUACGAGGUAGCAAAGUAUAUGAUUGAAGGUCGUGACUGGGACGAGACAAGGAUAUUUCCUCGUGUCUCCUUUUGCUAUCUUGAGCAUGUUCGCCAUCUUGGCACAACAAAUCGGUAUGUGGCUCAAUGCGUCCUCCCCGUGAAUAUGCUAAAUGAGAAGCUCUAUAUCUUCUUGUGGUUCUGGACGGCUAUCGUUGCAGUCUGUACGGCUAUUUCAAUCCCACUUUGGAUUGUACGCCUGGGUCGCGAGAAAAACAGGACCCACUUCAUCAAAAAGUUCCUUAGACUUCAGGAGAUAUAUACCACCGAAGACAGGGAAAUUUUGCACAACUUUAUUUGCGACUUUUUACGUCACGAUGGCGUCUUUUUGCUGCGCAUGAUUUCUAUGAAUGCUGGUGACGUUGUGACUUCUGAUGUGGUUGUUGAAAUGUGGAAUAUUUACAGAACAAAGUACAAGAACAGGACCAUGCUGAAUGACAUUGCACGUGAUAUUAUUGCUCAAAGACUGCUUGAAUCGGGUGGUGAGACUACCCAGCGUAGAGUGCCGUACGAGAAGAAUUCUAAGUAUCAGGUGGCCACACUCAUAGGUAUUCAGGAUUGGGCCGACCGCAUGAGUUAUGCGCACAGCACCAUCAUUUUCCUAUUGUGCACGGCUAUCGUCUCAGCAAAAACCUACAUCCUGUCGCCCCUGGCUUGCCACGUGCCCACUGUUCCAUCGGGCUCGGAUUUCGACUCCUACUUCGACUCCUAUUGCUGGGUGCAUGGAACUACGCCGAUUCGCAUGAACGAGACCAUUCCAGAAGAUGAUGUCGCCUGGACUGAGUUUGAAAGAGAAAGGAAAAUAACGUACUACCAAUGGGUUCCGUUCAUCCUGGGGCUUCAGACUAUCUUGUUCUACUUGCCUCACGUCGCCUGGCAAAAUAUCACCUUUAAUCGCCUUGGAGCGGAUCUCACGGCUAUAAUCGUGAAAGCGAUGGAUGCUCUGAAGACAACGUCGCCAUCCAAACGCGAAACAAUGGUCGCAAAUGUGGCCAAACGACUUGAGCUUCUACUGUUUGCCCAUCGUGACUUCCGACGUGGAAAGAAAGCUGCUCUUAAACGUCGUCUCCACGCCGCGUGUGGCAUUUUUCUGGUCAGCAAACGAAUGGGAACCUGGACCGUCUUCUCUUAUCUUUGUAUCAAAAUUCUCUACCUUGUAAACGCAGUUGGUCAACUCUACUUGAUGAAGCAUUUCCUUGGCUAUGGAGAGGAUAUGGUUGGCUUCGGUCUGACAAUUGCCCAUUCCCUGGUAGCGGGAAUUAAGUGGCGUGAGUCCCUUUUCUUCCCCCGUGUUGCCUUCUGCAGUGUCACAGUUCGCCACCUGGGUCAGAAAACUAAUCGUUACAUGGGCAUGUGUGCGCUAGCUAUCAACAUGUUAAAUGAGAAGCUUUACGUCUUCCUGUGGUUCUGGACCCUCGCAGUUGCUAUAGCAACGUUUGUCAGCCUCAUCAACUGGUUCCUUCGCCUGGCAGUCAGACGACGGCAGGCUAGUGUCAUCCGUAAGUACCUCAAGUUGGCCCCGAUCGUUGACAAGCCAGAAAAGGAAGGUAGCAUUACCCCACUUUCCCUUUCUGAGAGUUUGGAUCCAGGACGGCCAGACACAGUGGAACGCUUCAUCCACGAAUUCCUUCGACUGGAUGGCGUUUUUAUUGUUCACAUGCUCACUAUGAACGCAGGUGAUGUAAUCACUGGAGAGGUGAUCCGUCUGUUGUGGCACACUUGGGUAACAAAAUAUGCUGAUAAGAAGGACUUUGGCAACGAUCCUUGGAUCGAAUUUGAGUAUCCAGAGGAAGAGGAGAUGGACGAAAUCGACAAAGCGAAGAUGGAGUUAGCAGAAAGGGAGAAAAGCCUCUAG
Messenger RNA from Mesocestoides corti, 2628 nucleotides. NCBI's taxonomy places the organism in Eukaryota, Metazoa, Platyhelminthes, Cestoda, Cyclophyllidea, Mesocestoididae. The record is from the annotation of a GenBank genome assembly.